AACAAAUGCCAGAUAGGAGUUGAAUCUGUAGAAUUCUUGGGUUACCGGAUAGAUAAGGAAGGCAUCCACCCAACUGAGAGCAAAGUGCGAGCCAUUAGAAAGGCUCCAACCCCAAAAAACAAAACAGAAUUACAAGCAUUUUUGGGGCUUGUAAACUUCUAUGCGGUAUUUUUAAAAAAUAAGGCAACGGUAGCCGAACCGCUACAUAAACUACUAGCGAAAAAAGCUGUUUGGACUUGGGGCAGGGUUGAGGCUAAGGCAUUUGAAGGCGUUAAGAAUCUCUUGUCCAGCGAUAGCCUUCUAAUUCAGUACAAUGGGACAUUGCCACUAGUACUAGUUUGUGAUGCAUUACCGUACGGGGUAGGGGCUGUCCUCAGCCACAGGUUACCGAACGGUUCAGAAGCCCCUAUCGCAUAUUUUUCCUGCACGAUGUCCGCAGCGGAAAGGAACUAUAGCCAACUGGACCGGGAAGCCCUGGCUACAGUUUCUGGGGUUAAAAAAUUCCACGAGUACCUGUUUGGGCGGCAAUUUGAAAUAGUCACAGACCACAGACUGUUAUUGGGACUCUUGGCGGGGGACCGUCCAACAGCAUUAUCACCCAGGCUGACCCAUUGGACUAUUUUCCUGGCAGCAUAUUCGUACAAACUGUCUCACCGACCGGGCAAGGACUUGGGACAUGCGGACGCUUUAAGUAGAUGCCCGUUGCCAGAGACUAUUGAAGACCCAACCCCAGGGACGCCCGUCUUGUUAAUUGACUUUUUGGACUCUGGCCCAGUCACAUCUACGGAAGUGACUAGGGCAUCUUACAAAGACAUUGCCGUAAGAACCGUGAUCGGUUGGGUGCAGAGGGGAUGGCCCGCUGCACCGGGGGAUCAUUUCAAACAGUUUACAAAAAAGCGUUCGGAACUGUCGGUACAAGGGGGUUGUCUGUUAUGGGGGGAUAGAGUGGUUAUUCCAGACAAAUUACGAGGGCAUGUGUUGGAAUUAUUGCAUGUGGGCCACCCGGGGAUUGUGAGGAUGAAAAGCCUAGCGAGAAGUUACGUGUGGUGGCCACAAAUGGAUAAAGACAUUAGCGACCGGGUAGGGAAAUGCCAAGCAUGUCAAGAAUCAAGGCCACUACCCCCAACAGCCCCCAUAAGGGAUUGGGAGAAACCCCAGGGUCCUUGGUCCAGGAUCCACAUAGAUUUUGCCGGGCCAUUCCAUGGGCAAACCUUCUUAAUUGUGGUAGAUGCCUACUCGAAGUGGUUAGAAAUUUUACUCAUGAAAACCACAACAGCGGAAGCUGUAAUCACAGUCUUGAGGCAUCUAUUUGUGACACACGGGUUGCCCAACACUCUAGUGUCCGAUAACGGCCCACAGUUCACGGCCACCCAGUUUGAGGGGUACUUGGCAGAAGAGGGCAUCCGACAUGUCCUCUCGGCACCUUUCCACCCGGCAACGAAUGGACUUGCAGAACGCUUCGUACACAGUGCCAAGGAAGCGCUAUCUAGAAUUAGCCCAGGAGAUUGGCAAUCCAAAAUUGAUACCUUCCUGGCAGUCCAACAUAGAACCCCCUGUGUGACCACCGGCCGCAGCCCAGCAGAGUUAUUAAUGGGUAGAAGACUCCGGUGCCCCCUAGAUCGGUUAAACCCAACAUACUCCCCUGAUGGGUACCAAAGCAUAAAGGGAAGAACCAGAACAAUGACAACAGGUGACCCGGUAUGGGCACAUAACUAUAGUGAGGGCCCAGCGUGGCUAAAGGGAACAAUUGUAGGAGUGACGGGCCCAAAGUCAUACAUAGUGGACAUGGGGGACGGCCGAGUGUGGAGACGCCACAUAGAUCAAUUACGAAAAAGAAUACAAAACAAUCCAGAAACCAAACAGCCAGACCCUGACUACACAAUAUUUGAACCAACAGCUAACUCAACCCCAAGGCGAUCGGAGGACUUAGCUGAGUCUGAAGAAGUCCAGCGACGCCAACCGGCUCCUCCGGAGGACAGCAGGGACGACUCUGCCAAUAAUCCAGGGCCGGAUGGCUCAGAGGAGGAGCUGGGAGGAACAAACAGUCCCUCCGACCAGCUCGACUCACGAAUGGGAAAGAUCAAUAAUAGGAUAUGGCUUCCAGCAUUCUACAACUUGCUUCUUCCUGAAAGCAAUAGGAGCAAUUGA
Ahaetulla prasina is the source of this 2148-nucleotide messenger RNA. RefSeq lists its product as uncharacterized. Gene Ontology annotation, molecular function: nucleic acid binding. The transcript is spliced from 2 exons. Gene Ontology annotation, biological process: DNA integration. The record is from RefSeq and is a predicted model, not a curated record. Lineage: Eukaryota; Metazoa; Chordata; Lepidosauria; Squamata; Colubridae. The annotation marks the transcript as partial.